Durio zibethinus is the source of this 2377-nucleotide messenger RNA. Its product is annotated as beta-xylosidase/alpha-L-arabinofuranosidase 1-like. The record is from RefSeq and is a predicted model, not a curated record. Gene Ontology annotation, biological process: arabinan catabolic process; xylan catabolic process. Gene Ontology annotation, molecular function: xylan 1,4-beta-xylosidase activity; alpha-L-arabinofuranosidase activity. Lineage: Eukaryota; Viridiplantae; Streptophyta; Magnoliopsida; Malvales; Malvaceae.
UUGUUUCUUUUGCUACACCUUUUAAUCAAAGUCUUGUUAUUGAUGGAAUACCUAGAUAUCUUCAUGUUUGUGAUCCCACUAGAUUCCAAAUGCUAGGUUUGGACAUGGCUAGCUGUGCAUUUUGUGACAAAUCACUUUCAUAUGAGGUAAGGGCAAAAGAUUUAGUGGAUCGAUUGACUCUGAUUGAAAAAGCCCAACAAAUGGGAGAUCACAAUGGUACUGAUAUAACAAGGCUAGGGUUACCCAAGUAUAUGUGGUGGUCCGAGGCACUUCAUGGCGUAGCUGAUGUCGGUCCAGAAGGUGGAGGUGUCAGUUAUUUUGAUUCGGUAGUUCCUGGUGCAACGAGUUUUCCAAAUGUUAUUCUCACUGCGGCCUCUUUUAAUCAGACACUUUGGAAAAUUCUUGGCAAGGUUGUCUCAACAGAAGCAAGAGCAAUGUAUAAUCUAGGUCGAGCAGGAUUAACAUUUUGGAGUCCUAACAUCAAUAUAGUGAGAGAUCCUCGAUGGGGAAGAGUUUUGGAGACACCAGGAGAAGAUCCUUUUGUCGCUGGAACGUAUGCAGUUAACUAUGUAAGAGGCUUGCAAGAUAUUGAAGGACAAGAGAAAACAAGUGAUCCAAAUUCUAGACCUCUCAAAGUUUCUGCAUGUUGUAAGCAUUUUACUGCUUAUGAUCUUGAAGAUUUUAAUGGUAUUACUCGACUUGUAUUUAAUGCCAAGGUGGCUGAACAAGAUAUGGUGGAGACUUUUAAUCUUCCCUUUGAAAUGUGUGUUAAAGAAGGCGAUGUUAGCAGUGUUAUGUGUUCUUUUAAUCAAGUCAAUGGCAUCCCAACUUGUGCCGAUCCUUAUCUUUUGAAAAAAUUAGUUAGAGAAGAUUGGAAUUUACAUGGGUAUAUUGUAGCAGAUUGUGAUUCUGUUUUAGAAAUGGUGGUAAGACAAAAAUGGCUUAAUUCCACAGGGGAAGAUGCCUCGGCUUAUUCACUAAAAGCAGGAUUGGAUUUGGAUUGCGGAGAGUACUACACCAGGUUCCUACCAAAUGCAGUGAAGCAAGGAAAAGUUAGAGAGGCUGAUAUGGACAAGUCGCUCAAUUACCUAUUUGUUGUACUCAUGAGACUUGGUUUUUUUGAUGGAAUUCCAUCUUUGGCAUCACUUGGCAAAGCUGAUAUAUGUACUAAAGAAAAUACUGAAUUAGCAGCUGAAGCAGCUAGACAAGGAAUUGUGCUUCUGAAGAAUGAUAAUGAAGCUUUGCCAUUAGACCCUGAAAGGUUUAAAUCCAUAGCAUUAAUUGGCCCACAUGCCAAUGCAACUGAGGUCAUGAUUGGGAAUUAUGCAGGUGUUCCAUGCAAGUACAUUUCUCCAAUUGAAGGCUUUUCUGCAUUUGGACAAGUGACUUACGAAAUGGGAUGUGUCGACGUUAGAUGCCCUAACGAUAGCUUGAUACACUCAGCCGUCGAUGUAGCUAAAAAUGCAGAGGCUACUUUACUUUUUGUGGGGUUGAGUUUAGCAAUUGAGCGAGAAUGGGUUGAUCGAAAGGAUCUUCUUCUUCCUGGAUAUCAAACUCAUUUAGUCAAUGAAGUUGCACAAGCUGCAAAAGGCCCAGUUAUUCUUGUUGUGAUGGCUGCUGGUGUACUUGAUAUUUCUUUUGCUAAAGUCAACCCUAAAAUCCAAUCUAUCAUAUGGGUCGGAUAUCCUGGUGAACAAGGAGGUCGUGCUAUUGCAGAUGUAGUUUUUGGAAAUUACAAUCCUGGAGGAAGGUUGCCACUUACAUGGUACGAAGCUAACUAUAUUGAUAAGUUACCAAUGACAUCCAUGUCUUUGAGGCCAACUGAUAAAUAUCCUGGAAGAACGUACAAGUUCUUCAAUGGUUCGACCGUUUAUCCUUUUGGUUAUGGAUUAAGUUAUACAAGCUUCAAAUACCAGAAUAAUUCUACAGAAAAGUCUCUCGACAUAAAAUUGGACAGACUUCAACAUUGUCAUGGUUUACCUUACAAGGAUGGAAACCAAAACCAUGAUUGUCCUUCAGUUUCAAUUAACGAUUUAUCAUGCAAGGAAGAAAUUACUUUUGAUAUCACAGUACAAAAUGUGGGAAAAAGGGAUGGAAGUGAUGUUAUUUUAGUCUACACAGUCCCUCCAGAAGGAAUCAGUGGAACUCCUAUAAAGCAAUUGGUUAGAUUUGAAAGGGUCUAUUUGCAUGCCAACGAGAGCAAGAGUGUCAAGUUUGUGCUUAAUGUUUGCAAAAGCUUAAACAUUGUUAACGUCUCUGGUUAUAGGCUUUUGCCAUCUGGGUUGCAUAAGAUUGUGGUAGGGGAUAUAUCAAUCCCAAUUAAAGUUAAUUAUAAUUGGUAGCUAUUUAUUUUUUAAUUUUAUGAUUUAGUAGGAUU